This is a messenger RNA of Sphaeroforma arctica JP610, 465 nucleotides long. RefSeq lists its product as hypothetical. Lineage: Eukaryota; Ichthyosporea; Ichthyophonida. The annotation marks the transcript as partial. The record is from RefSeq and is a predicted model, not a curated record. The transcript is spliced from 3 exons.
CAUACAUACAUACAUACAUUUAGAAAUAUAAACAUAAAGAAAUAGGUCAUACACAUAUAUCUAUAUCUACAAACUGUAGACAGUCGGUCGAUAUGGAGUCGAAGCCAGAAACAAUGGGCGAACAGGAGAGUGUAACUGUACAGGGAAAAUUCGGGGGGUUUGCAUUAAAGUCCAAGGCUGAAGUCAAGUUACAACCUGCCAGCACGGUUUUGGGUGUCAAGGCGCAUUUCACCGAUGACAGGCAAUCCGAGCAAAAGAUCACAUCGUUGAGCAAGGAUGUACAGCCCGAGAAGAAGCAAGCGCUAGUGAUACCAAUGGUACAAAAUGCCGCCGAUGUCACCAUGGCAGCAGCUGCGGCCUCGCUAUUGCUGGAUGCCCAGAGAGACGGCACAGACCAACCAGAGACUGGCGAUAAGAUGGUGCUGCCGUUGCUACAGAAGAACAACUUGGUUACCAAGGGCCCAG